Pomacea canaliculata is the source of this 1887-nucleotide messenger RNA. Its product is annotated as zinc metalloproteinase nas-13-like. The record is from RefSeq and is a predicted model, not a curated record. Gene Ontology annotation, molecular function: zinc ion binding; metalloendopeptidase activity. The coding region runs from base 121 to 1521 and encodes 466 amino acids. NCBI's taxonomy places the organism in Eukaryota, Metazoa, Mollusca, Gastropoda, Architaenioglossa, Ampullariidae. The transcript is spliced from 12 exons. Gene Ontology annotation, biological process: proteolysis.
CUCACCCUCGCAUUUUCCUCGCGCCCGGUCAGAUCUCGUGAGACACUAUAUACAUCGCCAUCUCAUACCCUGAAUUCGGCCGCUGCUGUCACCAUCUCCAUUCGCGAGACUGCAGUUACCAUGACGACUCCAGGACGGCUGUCCUUACCGGCGCUAUUCUUACUGACACUUUCAUCGAUUGCAUACUCGGAUAAUGAAGAACACAAAUCUAUCGACCAAAUCAUAAUGGAAGCAGCUCCAAAAGCGGAAAUGUUCGACGUGCUUCACCUGAGUCCAGAAGGUGACGUCAUGAUGAUGGUGGAGCUGGACAUCAUGAUGAGCCUCAAGCAGUACAUGGAGUUGAAAAGAGUCCCGGAAGUGACGCGCAACAAGCGCAAAGCGCUGAGGGCGACGGACAUGAGAUGGAGAGACUGCACCGUGUACUACGAGUUCAGCAAUGACCUGCAAGGUGACAGAAAUGUGAUACACGAAGCAAUAGCAGAGUGGGAAAAAUACACUUGUUUGGACUUCAAGCAAGCCAACUCCUCCACCACAGAUAAAAUCAUCUUUCAGGACGGCAAUGGGUGCUUCUCUCGGCUUGGAAGAGUAGGAGGGCCGCAAGUUAUCGGACUUGGUAGGGGCUGUUUUCAAAAAGGCGUGGUGGUCCAUGAAAUCGGCCACGCGAUUGGCUGGAUCCACGAGCAGGCGCGACCAGAUCGAGACUCUUACAUCCGGGUCAACUACAACCGCAUUCCACAGCCAUGGCAUCCGCAGUUCGACAAGUUUGAGAGCAGCGUGAUAAACACAUACAACAUAGAAUACGACUAUCGUAGUGUAAUGCACUACAGCGGAAAUGCACUAGCAGAGAGAAGCAUAGAAACGCUGGAUCCGGCUUUUCAAGAUGUCAUCGGCCAACGAAGCGGCCUGAGUUUCCGCGACAUCAAGUUAGCGAACAUCAUGUAUGAGUGUGCUCAGAGAAAGGGCUGCACAACUACAGACUGUAGUUCGUUCGGUAAAGAGGCAUUCAUGGACAAGAAUUGUGACUGCGUCUGUCCCGGUAACGACACUCACCCAGCAGUCCGGUGCGUGCAACAGGAUAGAACUACAAGAUCUCCUGCAACAACUACCAAACUUGCCACAACUACAAGAACUACGGAGAAACUGGAGCCCAUGGCGUGCACGGACUUGCGACCGGACUGUCAACACCUAGUCACACUGAACGAGUGUAGAAUGAAUCCAUCCCGGAUGCUCAUGUACUGUAAAAAAGCCUGCAACUUCUGUGACAAAGACGACAGCAGCUUGUGUAUGGACUUUGACCCUUCUUGUCCGAUGCUGGCGCAGUCCAACUUCUGCGAGAACUCUAAGUUCGCGUACUUCAUGAGCAUGAAAUGCAAGAAGUCGUGCAAGAUGUGCGCUACAACAGAUCCAUGUCAGAUGCAAAAAGACUUGGGACUGGAUCAGAACAGUGGACACAGGCUCUCUGCUUUCAGCCACUUGUUUUUAAUAAUCCUAACUCUAAUAGCUAGUCGACACUUCAGCUAAAUAUUGAAGUCGCCCAAGUGUUAAAGGUGACUGUAGUUUUCUGCAUACUGACAUCACUAAACCAGUCCGAUAGCUUGUCAGUGGUUCCAAUUCGUUCAUCAGUCAAACUCAUGUGAAAACGUGCAUCAGGAACAAUUCACUCUCUUCCUCGCGGCAUGUUUGUAAAGGAUUAAGCGCAAAGACAUGCUACACGUUUGUUUCUACAAGUUUUGAAUAAAGAACCAUACAACUGACUCUCAAACUCUAAAAAUGCUGCAGAAGUGUCUGGCAACGCAGCAGUAGUAUUACAAGGACACAGUAUAAUGCAUACUGCCAGCGUUACUUAAAUGUUGUCAAAACACCAGAAAAUAAAACAGGUGAAUAUUG